AUGGAGAAGACCACCAAGAUCACUGAGUCCAGCCAUCACCCCAACACUGCCAGGCCCACCACUAACCCACGUCCUGAAAGGGCGGCUCCCUGGGUUCCCCGUCCGGGCCGGGUCCCGGCGCGCUGCUCCAGCCCCGGUCCAGACCGAGAUGGCCACGCUCGACGCCGACGCUCGACGCCACCGGCGGCGCGUGGCGGCGGCAGCGCCCGCCGCGCCCGGAGCCCUCUUCGGGACUACAACACCCAUAGUGCCCCGCGGCGGCGGUUCCGGGCGGCGGCGGCGGCGGCACCUCCUCGGCGCCGCGCCCGGUGCGUGGCGGUGCUGCGGAAGAUGGGCCCCGAGCGCGUCUGUCCCCGGGAGCCCGGGCCGCCGGAGGGCCCUGACGGCGCGGCGGCGUGGAGCGGCGAUGAGGAGGAGGAGGAGGAAGAAGAGGAGGAAGGCGGCGGGUACUUGUACCAGCCGCUGAGCCAGGAACCGGAGCAGGGCCUGGGCGACGCGGGCCCCGGCCUGCAGGAGCGGCUGCAGAUGCUGAGGCUGCACCUGCCCGACCCGCCGGUGGACAGCGAGGAGGAGGAUGAGGAGGAGGCAGCGGGAGGCGCCGCGGCUCAGAGCAGCCACAGCUCCAUCCCCAUGGACGCAGAGCAUGUGGAGCUGGUGAAGAGGACGAUGGCCAGCGUGAAGCUGCCCACCCUGGGCAUCCCUGCCUGGGCCAGCCAGAUCUCGGAGGAGCAGUGGAAGGACGUGGUGCGGCGCACGCUGCAAGCGCGGCAGAGCCUCGGCGGCCCCCGGCCUCAGUGGAAUUGAGGGUUGAGCUGCAAACCACAGCCCUCCCUCCGCCCUGGAAGCGCCCACUGCCCCCGAGCCAGGUGCUGACAGGACUUGCCAGUAUCAACCUUCCCCUUUGUCCCAUUGACAUUGUCUGAUUUCCCUUCCCACUCCUUUUUCUUGGUUCUGGCUGCUGCAUAAGUCAAUGUGGUGACCUUGUGCUGGCUUCCUCUGCCUCUGAGGAGGCAGAUUGGUUUCCAUGUCUGGAUGCACAGGGGGUGAUGGGGCUUGGCUGGCUUUGCCCAGAUUCCCUCAGGACAAAGCCUGGACUUGGCCAGGGCCCCUCCUCUCAGGAUAGGGUCGGUGUGGUGGAAUAUCACAGGUGGAGCAAGAUGUGUCAUUCCAAGAGAUCGGUUUUAUUUAGUUCUGUACAUACAGGGACAUCUGUACAAAAUCCAACACUUUCAUACUAUGUAAUGCUCUACUGAAAAUAAAGUACACCAUAUGUACAUAUGAACUGUAA
This is a messenger RNA of Hirundo rustica (Barn swallow), 1288 nucleotides long. It is a transcript of the gene MEA1, whose product is annotated as male-enhanced antigen 1. The coding region runs from base 1 to 804 and encodes 267 amino acids. Gene Ontology annotation, biological process: spermatogenesis. The record is from RefSeq and is a predicted model, not a curated record. NCBI's taxonomy places the organism in Eukaryota, Metazoa, Chordata, Aves, Passeriformes, Hirundinidae. The transcript is spliced from 4 exons.